Histoplasma capsulatum G186AR is the source of this 730-nucleotide messenger RNA. RefSeq lists its product as uncharacterized. Gene Ontology annotation, biological process: translation. Gene Ontology annotation, molecular function: structural constituent of ribosome. The transcript has 5 exons. The coding region runs from base 1 to 360 and encodes 119 amino acids. Lineage: Eukaryota; Fungi; Ascomycota; Eurotiomycetes; Onygenales; Ajellomycetaceae. The record is from RefSeq and is a predicted model, not a curated record. Gene Ontology annotation, cellular component: ribosome; cytosolic small ribosomal subunit.
AUGAUCACUCUUGAGAUCCUGCUGUCACAGAGACGACGAUCUGGAAGAGUUGAAAGGCAAACCGCGACAACGACAAGAGGAUCGAAUCCCAAACGGCUCCUCCCACACAGUCAAUCACACCUCUGUCGACGACAUCCUUCGAAAACUCGUCCCCAUCGCUUACCGCACAUCAUGGGUAAAGUUCACGGAUCCCUCGCCCGUGCGGGCAAAGUCAAGUCUCAGACCCCUAAGGUCGAGCCUCAAGAGAAGAAGAAGACCCCGAAGGGUCGCGCCAAGAAGCGUCUGCAAUACACCAGACGAUUUGUUAACGUCACGAUGACCGGUGGAAAGCGAAAGAUGAACCCCAACCCUACGUCAUAAGCGCAUUUAUUUACGGUUUUCUUUCCUGUAUUGCUUUGUGUUUUAUGUGUUGGGAACCCUUUAUCUCUUAAACUGGCCCGAGAUGAAAAUUGAAAUUAUGGACAACGAACGAACGAACACAUGGAGGUCUUAACACGAUCAAUUUGCGAUGUGCCAUUACUCUUAUUGCAAGGUGGUGGAAGGGUGGAGUUGGAAAGGGGAGAUAUCGUGUAUAUUCAUGGACACGAAAACAGGGGACUCCGCAAGUCUAGGGAAAGGACUGGUCAGCCUGGUUACAAUAUCUCUCGGCACAUUUGUGUAAAAACUUCCUGAACAUAUAUCUACUCUUGUGUCGGGUACUUCACAAUUCAAAUUUCGAUUUUCUUCCCAC